UCGUACUUGUACAUUGUGGCCUCGGUUUUCCGUGUAUCAGACGUGUCGAAAACAAAUUAUAUAAUGUUGAAGAAUCCACUUUAUGUGUACGGACCGGAGGACAGAUAUGUGCCUGCAAAAUUAAACGCCGGUGACUUUUUAUUACAAAAAAUAUGGGAACACAAAGAAAAAGUUUCUAUGAUAAAUGGAGCGACUGAUGAAAAAUUAACUUAUGGAGAAAUCGCCCAAGAGGCUAUGAACCUUGCAGUAUCUUUGGUGAAACUCGGCGUACGCAAGGGAGAUGUCAUAGCAAUAUGUUCAGAGAAUCGUCGCGAGUUUUGGAGCACUGUUAUUGGAGCGAUAUGUGCUGGCGGUGUUGUUACUACUAUAAAUACAAGUUAUACCAAAGACGAACUGAAACAUGUAACGGGAAUAUCUAAGCCAAAAUAUGUAUUCUGCUCACCAUUUUCUUAUAAGGCGCAAGCGAAAAACUUACGUACUAUAGAAUAUGUUAAAAAGAUCAUAGUCUUCGGUGAGGAAAAACAAAAGAACACAUUGUCUUAUAACGACUUGGCUAUUAUUGGACGAGGAUCUAACUCAAUGGUAAAAGAAAAUGUCAAUAUACAUGAUUUUGAUGCCAUAGAAGUUAUGGGUCAAGACGAUGUCGCUAUGAUAUUGUAUUCAUCGGGCACGACAGGUCUACCAAAAGGUGUCAUGGUAACACAUUUGAAUGUUUUGACUGCUUGUUCACCGACAACGGAAAUGCCAGAUAUUUUGUCACUCACGAUAACACCGUGGUACCACACCAUGGGUCUGAUGACUCACCUCGUAGGCUUCGUCAAAGGCAAGACAACAAUAUAUCUACCAAAGUUUGAAGUUCAACAAUAUCUACAGACUGUGGAGAAAUAUCGGGUAUCUCAACUAACGCUGGUGCCUCCGGUGCUGAUAGCGCUUUGCAAGACACCGUCGAAACAUGACGUUAGCUCUGUUAUGAUGGUGGCUUCGGGCGCAGCGCCUUUACACAAAGAAACCAUCGAUGGAGUGUUCAAAAGAUUCCCAAACGCGCAGGCAGUGAUACAAGGAUAUGGGAUGACUGAAUGCACUCUGGCGGUUACUAUAAAUGUCAAUCCGGAUAAAAGUGCAAGCGUGGGACAAGUUAACUCAAACACUAUUAUUAAGAUUGUACACCCAGAAACAGGUAAAGUUUUAGGACCAAAUCAAGAAGGAGAAAUAUGUGUGAAGGGUGCAAUGAUAAUGAAAGGUUACAUUGGAAAGAAAAAGCAAGAUGACUUUGACGAGGAAGGAUUCUUUAAAACCGGUGAUAUUGGAUACUUUGACGAUGAUAAAUACUUGUACAUCGUUGAUAGACUAAAGGAACUCAUCAAAUGGAAAGCAUAUCAAGUCGCUCCAGCAGAAUUAGAAGCAGUGCUGCUAAAGCACGAAAGUGUACGUGACGCUGGAGUGGUGGGCAUGCCGCAUCCCUCAGCUGGCGAAGUGCCACUCGCUUUUGUUGUCGCUCAACCUGAUUCCAAAGUCACUGAAGCGGAAUUGCAGAAGUUUGUUGCUGAACGGUUAUCGAAUCCGAAACAUUUAAGAGGAGGAGUGAGAUUCGUCGAAGCUAUACCAAAAUCACUUACUGGAAAAAUUCUAAGGAAAGAUCUAAGGAAAAUGUUGAAAUCUACAAAGAGUAAACUGUAAAACGGCUUAAUUAAGCCUGUUCUGAACUGUGUCUGCCUUCAUUAUUUCAUGUUCAGAGAAAUUUAACACUGUUGAUAAUUAGAAUUAAUGCACAUAAAGAUAUUUUUUAAUCGGCAUAAGCUUCUUUACUAGUGCCAUUUGUUAUAGACUAUAGUAGGACAAGUGGACCUCGUAGUCAUACAAGUUGUUAGCUUCUUACUUUUCUAAGAAUAACGGUGCAGGUUAUUUAGAACGAUUGAUCCAACCAGUUAGGAAUCCUUCCAUUAGAUAUAAGAUCUCAUUUCAUGGUGA
Molecule: messenger RNA, 1968 nt
Organism: Papilio machaon (common yellow swallowtail)
Lineage: Eukaryota; Metazoa; Arthropoda; Insecta; Lepidoptera; Papilionidae
Product: 4-coumarate--CoA ligase 1
Exons: 9
Coding region: 64-1677 (537 amino acids)
Biological process (GO): long-chain fatty acid metabolic process; fatty-acyl-CoA biosynthetic process
Molecular function (GO): long-chain fatty acid-CoA ligase activity
Source: RefSeq, a predicted model, not a curated record